Myripristis murdjan (pinecone soldierfish) is the source of this 2742-nucleotide messenger RNA. RefSeq names its product epoxide hydrolase 2, cytoplasmic (gene ephx2). The transcript is spliced from 20 exons. Gene Ontology annotation, molecular function: catalytic activity. Bases 294 to 1973 code for a protein of 559 amino acids. The record is from RefSeq and is a predicted model, not a curated record. Lineage: Eukaryota; Metazoa; Chordata; Actinopteri; Holocentriformes; Holocentridae.
CCGGCCUCCUGGUUUUCUGACUGCCAUCGCCUCACGGGCCCCUGCCAAGGUUUAGACGCCGCUGCGCCAUCUCACCCUCACCAGAGACACAAUUUAAGUUGGAGAUCGGACCUGAACCUCUCAACAAGGGAGGGAGGCGCUGUGAGCGGUGUCACUGGCGCAGAGGGCAAAGUUUCCUGCAGACGCACCGGCGGCGGACAGCGGCACGCUUCAGCCGCACCAACACCGGGACCUGAAGAGAGAGAGAAAAACAGAAAGAAAUCACAUAACCCUUUGAGUCGGGAGGCGAAGAGAUGGCGGAGAAGAAGGCAGUGCUGUUCAACUUGUGGGGAGUCGCUGUCACCCCGCGACCCGCUGCUGUUUUCAGCAACUUCGAGGAGCUGCACAAACUCCCACGGGGUUUCCUGUCCGGCGUGGCGUCCCAGUCGAGCGGCGCCAUGAGCAGAGCGGAGCGAGGCCAGGCCACGCUCUCCCAGAUGAUCCCAGAGUUCGAGGCGGAGUGUGUGAAGGAGGCUCAGGUUCAUGGUGUGACUCUGCCACCUGAUUGGUCAGUCGGUGGCCUGCUGGAGGAGCUCAGACAGACGGCCAACGUCCAAUCAGCUAUCCUGAACACUGCUGCCACACUGCGCCGCCAUGGAUUAUUGACAGCUGUUCUGGCCAAUCAGUGGGUAGAUGACACUGCAGCUGGAGACGGCUGGUCCCGCCUCAUCUCUCAGCUUGGUGGCCAUUUUGACCUGGUCCUCCAGUCCUGCCGCUGUGGUCACAGGGUCCCCGAGGCCGCCAUGUUCACCUCCGCCCUGCAGCGCCUGGGAGUUGCACCACAACAAGCUGUGUGGUUGGACGUGGACGAGGACGGAGUGAAGGCGGCUGAAGGAGCCGGGAUGAAGUCCAUCUUGGUGAAAGAUCUGGACGGCGCUCUCAACAAACUGGCCGACUUUACCGGAGUUCAGGCUGUAACAGCAGAGAGCUUCCCACCAUCCUGCAGCCCUGGAGAAGUGUCACAUGGAUAUGUCAACAUCAAGCCUGGUGUGAGGACUCAUUAUGUUGAAAUGGGUUCAGGUCCCCCAGUUCUGUUGUGUCACGGCUUCCCAGAGAGCUGGUAUUCCUGGAGGUACCAGAUCCCAGCUCUGGCAGCCGCAGGGUUUCGGGUUUUGGCUCUGGACAUGAAAGGCUAUGGAGAGUCAACAGCGCCACCAGAUAUUGCAGAAUACUCGCUGGAGCAGAUGUGCCAGGAUUUAAUGACCUUCAUGGACAAAAUGUGUCUGCCUCAGGUCACUCUGGUGGGUCAUGACUGGGGCGGCACUGUGGUCUGGACUAUGGCUCAAUACCACCCUGAGAGAGUCAGGGCGGUGGCGUCUCUGAACACUCCUCUGUUCCCUGUGGAUCCCUCUGUCCCGCCUGCAGAGAAGAUGAAGGCUCUUGAUAUAUUUGACUACCAAAUCUACUUCCAGAAACCUGGUGUAGCAGAGGCCGAACUGGAGAAAAACUUGGAGAGAACAUUCAAGAUCUUCUUCUUCAGCAGUGCUGAUGAAAAUCGUCCCCCCAUCAGCACGGCUGGAGUCUGCGCCCGAGGCGGUCUGUUUGGGGGUUUACCGGAGGAGAUUCCCAGGAGCCCCAUGCUGUCUGAGGCCGACCUGCAGUUCUACGUCAGCCGAUACAGAGACAGAGGCUUUGGGGCGCCGUUGAACUGGUACCGCAACGACGAUGCAAACUGGAGGUGGAUGUGUUCCCGACCAACUGGAAAGCUGUUGAUGCCCGCGCUGAUGGUGACCACAGGGAAAGACCCUGUCCUGCUGCCGAGCCUCUCCAAUGGUAUGGAGGACAAGAUCCCAAACCUGAACAGACGCCACAUCGAGGAGUGUGGACACUGGACUCAGAUGGAGAAGCCCGAUGAGGUGAACCGCAUCCUGAUAUCUUGGCUUCAGGAAACACACAAGACGGCCGGUGGAGUCAAAAUGGUGCCAAAACUGUGAGGAGGGCCCUUGGACGUAAUAACAUGACCAUGUUUGGUUUCAAAUAGGUUGAAAAAUCUACUUCAAGGUAUAUGGACUUCAUGGUAAAAAUAAAUAAAUAAAUAAAAAUAAAAUAAAAAAAAAGCAUUCAGAAACAUAGAAACUACCUAUUUUUUUGCAUCAAUUUCUGUAUGUGAAACAAUUUUCUGGAGAGGACAUUCUGUUGGACAAGGCUUUCUGUCACAUUUAGCAUCAAAUUAAAUGAUAAAUCCAAUAAAUUCAAUAAAUUCAAUAACACUAGGGAACCACUGGAAGGACUAGCAGUGAAAUAAAGGCAGCUGCAAAGGAUCAUUACCACCAGAAACACAGGAAACAGCAAAAAAUAGUCAUCAGGAUCUAGAACAAAGGUAAUAGGCAAAGAAUAAUACAAACAUGCAUAUUGUCAAGAAAUAUGUCCCCUCCAGAACAUUAUUGGUUGAUAAGUAGAGCACAAAGCUAAUUAUAGCCAUUAUGUAUAAUCAUAUAAAUGCUGCUAGAAUUGAAAGCAGUUGUUUUUGUCUAAAACUUGUAUGAGGAUAUUAGCUGAAGUGGAAGGCUGCUUAAAAACAUGAUAUUAUUAUUUAACCUAUGAGCAGAGAAAACUGUAAUUUGAACAUGUUAAGUUAACAGUAAUAAUACAUUUAUGAACAAAAUGAAUCAUAAUAUGCAUAUCCAUGAAGUUCAGACCCAUUAAAUCUAAUGAUACUUUCAUUUUCCUCAUAAUAGUGAGGACUAAAAUAGGGAGGACAGU